Messenger RNA from Phacochoerus africanus (Common warthog), 960 nucleotides. It is a transcript of the gene TIMM9, whose product is annotated as translocase of inner mitochondrial membrane 9. Lineage: Eukaryota; Metazoa; Chordata; Mammalia; Artiodactyla; Suidae. The record is from RefSeq and is a predicted model, not a curated record. The transcript is spliced from 5 exons. The coding region runs from base 306 to 575 and encodes 89 amino acids.
GUUUCCGGCAUUAUAACGAAUCAGCGACGAAAGGUAUAAGAGUUAUUUGACAUCGCCAUUCCCACGUGUUCUCUUUCAUCCAGCGGCUGCGGCGCCCGCCCUGACCCCGACCCUCCGCCCCCAGACUCGACUGGCAGCGCAACCCCCCAGCCUCGUUCUGGUGUCGUGUGCGAGAGCCUGUGCUCAAGUAAGAAAUCGGGCCUCACUGGAAAAAACACUGAAGCAAAGGUUCGACAACUACUUUUCCAGAACAGAAAGGAAACUCAUGCAUCAGAAAAGGUGACUUAUAAACGUACCAAAAGAAUAUGGCUACACAAAUACCAGAAUCUGAUCAGAUAAAACAGUUUAAGGAAUUUCUUGGAACCUACAAUAAACUUACAGAAACCUGCUUUUUGGACUGUGUUAAAGACUUCACAACAAGAGAAGUAAAACCUGAAGAGAACACCUGUUCAGAACAUUGCUUACAGAAAUAUUUAAAAAUGACUCAGCGAAUAUCCAUGAGAUUUCAGGAAUAUCAUAUUCAGCAAAAUGAAGCCCUGGCUGCCAAAGCAGGACUCCUUGGUCAACCACGAUAAAGAAGUCCUGAUGGAUGGACUUUUGAUGAAAAGUGACAAAAGCUGUUGCACUGGAAAUGAGGAUUCACCUGAUAGAAUCCCCUGAAAGCAGCAUCUACCAUGUUAAGCCAUCUGUCAUAAACAGCAAAUGGAAACCACUGGAGAAACAUAAUUGCUAUUUACCGGAAAUAAUCAAAAUAGAAGGUCUUAUUGUUCAGUGAAAGUAGUGAGAUACAACACUUGUUGAGGCCUUAAGAUUCAGCAGCUUGGUCACUUGACUAGAAAAAAUAAACCAUUGUUUCUUUGACGUGACUGUUAAUUUUAAAGCAAAAUAUGUGUUCAAUCAUGUAUGAGAUAGAAAGAAAUUUUUAUUGCUAAAAGUGAAAUAAAUGGAAAUAUCACUGAA